Vigna umbellata (rice bean) is the source of this 1215-nucleotide messenger RNA. RefSeq lists its product as uncharacterized. Lineage: Eukaryota; Viridiplantae; Streptophyta; Magnoliopsida; Fabales; Fabaceae. The record is from RefSeq and is a predicted model, not a curated record.
CCCAGUAAAAGGAAAAACAAAGCAGAGAAUGGCAGCAUCUCUGAGAAUCAGAAACAGUUCCCUUCUCCUAACUCGCUUCCUCAACUCAGCAACUCUCCCUCGUCCAAGGUGGUUACAAACCAUAGCCUACGAGGAAUUGCGAGCAAAUCCGGAGAAGCCUUACACUUCAACGGCCGUUUUCAUCCAUGGCUUUUUGGGAUCCUCCAGAAACUGGCGCUCCUUUUCUCGCAACCUCUUGGCCUCUCUCUCCAAUUCCUCUCCCUCUAGCAAUUGGAGGACGGUGAUGUUGGAUAUGCGGAACCACGGGAAAUCGACGGAGAGAGAACUGAAUCCGCCUCACAAUAUUGAAUCUGCGGCCAAAGAUUUGGCCGAUUUGGUAAAGGCUGAAGACUGGCCUUGGCCUGAGGUCGUCGUAGGUCACUCCAUGGGUGGAAAGGUUGCUUUGCAGUUUGCUGAGAGUUGUAGCCGCGGUGACUAUGGCCAUUCUGUUCUGUCUCCUAAACAGCUCUGGGUAUUGGAUUCUGUCCCUGGUAAAGUGAACCCUGAAAACAGAAACGAUGAAGUCCGGGAUGUUCUAGCAACCUUGCAAAGUUUACCAAAACAAUUCCCAUCUCGCAAGUGGCUUGUUAGUCAUCUUAUGGAACUUGGUUACUCUAAAGCACUGUCGGACUGGAUAGGUACCAACGUGAAAAAAGUUGGUGAUCAUGAGACGUGGAUAUUUGAUCUUGAAAAUGCUAAAGAGAUGUUCGAUUCUUACUGCGAAAAGUCGUACUGGAAUCUUCUGGAGCAGCCUCCCAAAGGUAUGGAAAUAAUAAUUUUGCGUGCUGAAAAAAGUGAUAGAUGGGACAAAGAUGCUAUUGAGAGAAUCCAGAAACUAGCCAGUGAGCGAGGAUCCGACUCUUUGGGAAAAGUUUCCUUCUGUGUUCUUCCGAAUGCUGGUCAUUGGGUUCAUGUGGACAGCCCAAAGGGACUUCUUGAGAUUAUGGCUCCCAAAAUUCUGUGUUCUUGAGAUUAUGAGCUCGAGGCAUUAGUGAUUGAAAAUUGUUGCGUCCAGAGUGGAAAAUCUUAACAAUAAGCCCAAAAGGUUGGCGGCUAAUAAAUUGGUUAUGUGCAAUUUUAUAUAGUACUAAAUAAUUUAUACACAAUUCAUUGUAUAUUUGAAUAUCCUUGUGCCAGAUUUUUAAACCACACUAUAAGUAUACACAACUGUUAAGU